CACAACAUGGUGGCAGCGUGGUAACGUGCGAACCCGUAACGAAGAAAAGGGACAAUCAAAGUCAAGUGCAUAAUCGCAAAGCAGCGAAGAAAGGUGCAAGAUCCGUACGCACGCAACAAAACGAGGAAGCGGUAGAGGACUUUAUCGCAGAUCUCUAUCGUUUAGCGGAAACAUGUAAUUUCGGCACAUUAAAAGAUGAACUUAUUAGAGACCAAAUUGUAGCAGGCAUUCAGGACCAAAAGCUAUCAGAAAUAUUGCAAUGUGACCCUGAGCUCACGCUGGAGAAGGCUGUCAUGAAAGUACGAACAAAAGAAGAGGUCAGAACACAACAGGCAGUCUUAAGAGGAACGGAGGUAGCAGCUAACCUCGACAGAGUCAGCAGUUCCCGCGGAACACGUGGCAAACAGUACGCGAAAGGCUUCCAGCGACAGCAUAAGAAGGACGAGGCAACAACGGCGAAACGGUGCACCCGAUGCGGCACGACACCGCAACAUGCAUUUUCCUCGUGCCCAGCCAGACAAUCUGCAUGCAAUAUUUGUAAAAAGACAGGACAUUGGGCGGCGAUGUGCAGAAAGAAAGCAGUACAUGAAGUGAGUAAAAAUGAUAGUAAGAAUGAAGCAGAAAAAGAAGACGAUAAAGAAGAUCUCUACUUGGGCGGCGUACAAGCAAUAAUAAAAAAAGAAAAAGAGGGACAAAGCAAAACACAGAAUACCGAAGACAAGAAGCAACAAAGAAACAUAGAUAGAAUAAGGACGAAGACAGCGCACUCCGAACCGCCAUGGAUGGCGCAAGUAAGCAUCAACGGAAAGGACGUAUCAGUCAAGGUAGAUACUGGAGCUGACGUGACGGUGAUAAGUGAAGAACUCUAUAGGCAGCAUCUAGUCGGCAUUGCAUUGACAAACGCAGGUAAAGGACUGCAAGUGGGAGACUCAAUACCUCUCAACGUGCUGGGUAAGUUGCAGGUUAAAAUAGAGUGGAGGAAUAAAGCAGCUAUUGACCACAUAUAUGUCGUCAAGGAGAACAUGCAGCCAUUGUUAGGCCGUCCGGCCAUUAGAGCGUUAGGCAUGUUAGACUGGGUAAUAGACAUGGUCAUUGCUGAAGUAAGUAACGACAAACCUGAAAGUGAAUUCAGUAAUGUAUUUGAAGGGUUAGGAUGUCUCAGAAAGUGCAAACCUUACCACAUUUGUUUUAAACCAGAUACCAAACCGUAUGCAGUAUCAGUACCUCGCAGAGUUCCAUUGCAUCUGAUGCACAAGGUCAAAGAAGAGCUAGAACGGUUGGAAGAGUUGGGCGUGAUCAGUCGAGUCGUCGAGCCGACGGAAUGGUGCGCACCGAUGGUUGCCGUGCUCAAGGCCAACAAGAAAGAUGUGAGGAUUUGCAUAAACUACACUGAACUCAAUAAAUGCGUUGUAAGAAACCGUCACAUCAUGCCGAGUGUUGAAGAAAACCUUGCUCAACUAGGAGAAGCCCGCUGGUUUUCCCUUCUUGAUGCGAACAAGGGAUAUCAUCAGGUGCCUUUAUGCAAAUGUUGCCGACAUGUAACUACUUUCAUCACGCCAUUUGGUCGCUACUGCAGUGAUAGACUACCGAUGGGUUUGUGUCCCAGCGCGGAGCACUUUCAAGAAAGUAUGUCUACAGUAUUGGAUGGACUACAAAAUGUGGUGAACCUAUCGGAUGACGUUCUUGUUCAUGGAAGAACUCUUGAAGAACAUGAUAAAUGUCUGCGUGCUGUAUUGCAGCGUCUAUCAGAGGCAGGUCUUACGUUAAACAAAAAUAAGUGUGUCUUCAGACAAAAGCGCGUAAGAUUCUUGGGAUACAUUGUAUCAGCGGAUGAAGGCGUGCAGCCUGAUCCUGAGAAAGUGAAAGCUAUAACCAGCAUGAAGAGGCCAACCAACACUAAGGAGGUGAAAAGGUUUUUGGGAAUGGUCCAUUUCCAGUUGAAGUUUAUAGAACAUCUUGCGGAUAUCACCAAACCACUGAGAAAACUGUUGAAGGAUAGCGUCGAGUUUAUGUGGGAAUCACCACAGGAAAAGGCCUUCAAAGAGGUCAAGAAAAGAUUGAUCGAAGCCCCAGCGCUCGCUCUUUUUAACACAAAUAAGAAGACAAGAAUUUCGGCAGACUCUUCGUCGUAUGGAUUAGGAGCAGUCCUGGAGCAAUUCGAUGAAGAACAAGAAGAUUGGAGGCCAGUCUACUAUGCGUCUAGAGCUCUAUCCGAAACUGAAAAGAGAUACGCUCAAAUAGAAAAAGAGGCGUUAGCAUUAACGUGGGCAUGGAAAGCUUUGAUGACUGCGGAUACACUCUCGCGGGCACCGUUGUCAGAUGCCCGUGACGCUGAGGAUUGCUUGUGUGAUGACGGCAUCGAAAAGUUCGUACAAGCAGUUGUUAAGAGACGGAUGUCCGACCAAUUUGCGAUCAAAAUACGUGAGAUGCAAGACAAGGACAUGGUCAUGCAAGAAGUUUUGAAAUAUGUACGAGAAGGAUGGCCGAGGUAUCGCAGAGAUGUACCAGAGAAGCUAUUACCAUAUUUCGAGGAAAAAGGUAUCCUGACGGUGACACCAGAUGGGACCUUCCUAUGCGGCACGCGGAUACAUAUCCCAAAAGGUCUACGCAACGAGGUGCUUGAGAGGAUACAUCAGGGUCAUUUAGGAGAGAAGAAGUGUCAGGGACGAGCCAGGCAAUCUGUAUGGUGGCCAGGAGUCAAUGCAGAUGUGCGAGCACGCUGCUUGAAGUGCACCAUAUGUUUGGAACAUCGUUUGCAAACCAAGGAACCUCUAAUAGUGACAGAACCACCUGAACGACCAUGGCAGGAAGUAGCAGUAGACUUCUGUGAAAGAGAAGGAAGACACUAUCUGGUGAUGGUUGAUUAUUUCUCUAGGUAUCCAGAGGUCGUAUACAUGUCAUCAACUACAGCAGCAAACACGAUCGCGAAGAUGAAGGAUAUAUUUGGGAGACACGGAAUUCCAGAGCAGGUACGCUCAGACAAUGGUCCGCAGUUCAGCAGCCAGGAAUACAAGCAGUUUGCCGAGAAUUUCGGGUUUGCCAUAGUUACAAGCAGCCCGAGAUAUCCACAGAGCAACGGGAAAGUUGAAGCGGCAGUAAAAACAGUCAAGCGCAUCUUGGAGAAGGAAACAGAACCUACUCUGGUUUAUUGGCAUAUCGUACUUCUCCUCUGGAAACAGGCAGCAGCCCGUUUAUGGGCGGGAAAGUUUCGCAGCAAACAGCAGUACGACAAGAGACAUCGAGUGCGAGAGCUACCAGAAUUGAUGCCGGGUGAACUGGUGUGGAUAAAGGACCAGCAAGCAUAUGGCACUGUUGUACGUCGUCGUACUGAACCAAGGUCGUAUGACGUACGAUACCCGGGAGGCUUGUUGCGACGCAACCGGAGUUUUCUGGAAUCAACCAGACGAACGAUGGAAGACGACGAUGAAGAUGAAGAUGAUUGGGGAACAGUAGCUAAUGAAGAUCAGCCGCGGCAGGAGGCGGAUAAAGAACCAGCGCCGGCUGAACAACCGGAACCCUUGCGACAAAGUAGUCGCCAACAUAACACGCCGAGAAGAUUACAUUAUCAACAAUUAGGGAAACCGACGUGUUAA
Messenger RNA from Temnothorax curvispinosus, 3593 nucleotides. RefSeq lists its product as uncharacterized. Gene Ontology annotation, biological process: proteolysis; DNA integration. Gene Ontology annotation, molecular function: zinc ion binding; aspartic-type endopeptidase activity; nucleic acid binding. The transcript is spliced from 4 exons. The record is from RefSeq and is a predicted model, not a curated record. NCBI's taxonomy places the organism in Eukaryota, Metazoa, Arthropoda, Insecta, Hymenoptera, Formicidae. The annotation marks the transcript as partial.